AUGGACGAGGCUGACCGGCGGGUCCUGCGGCAGUCCCGGGUGCGGCUGGUCGGCGAGCUGCAGGUGGCCGCGCUCUGGGACGCUCUGUUGAAUCGCGAGCUCUUCACCCCCGGCAUGAUCGAGGAUAUCCAGCGGGCAGGCUCUGGGUCUCGGCGAGAUCAGGCCAGGCAGCUGAUCAUAGAUCUAGAGACCCGAGGGAGUCGGGCCCUUCCGUUGUUCAUCUCCUGCUUAGAGGACACAGGCCAGGACACUCUGGCUUCGUUACUGAGAACCAGUAGACAAGCAGCAAAGCAGGAUCCAGAGGCCAUCAGACCCCUGAACCUCAAGCCUGUGGUGAUCGGACCAGUGAGCCUCAAACCAAAGGAGCUGAGAGGGGCGAAGCAGGAUCCAUCGAAGCCGAGCCAAGGAAAACUCGCUCCAGUGGUGCUGGGGCCUGAGGAGCUCUGGCCAGCCAAGCUCAGGCCCGAGGUUCUCAGACCAGAGGCACCCAGGCCAGUGGACAUUGGUUCUGGAGGAUUCAGUGAAAUCCGUGCUCAGGACAGAGCCAAGGGAAAUGCCGACUUGGCAUAUGUCCUGAAUGCAGAUCCCUGUGGACACUGCCUCAUUAUCAACAAUGUGAACUUCUGCCGCGAGUCGGGGCUCGGGACCCGCACGGGCUCCAGUAUUGACUGUGAGAGGAUGCAGCAACGCUUCCACUUGCUGCAUUUCGUGGUGGAGGUGAAGUGUAACCUGACUGCCAAGCAAAUGGUCCAGGCUUUGGUGGAGCUGGCGCAGCGGGACCACAGUGCUCUGGACUGCUGCGUGGUGGUCAUCCUCUCUCAUGGCUGUCAGGCUAGCCACCUCCAGUUCCCGGGUGCUGUUUAUGGCAUGGAUGGCGAUCCCGUGUCUGUCGAGAGGAUUGUGAGCCUCUUCAAUGGAACUGGCUGCCCCAGCUUGGGAGGGAAGCCCAAGCUCUUCUUCAUCCAGGCCUGUGGCGGAGAGCUGAAAGACCAGGGGUUUGAGGUGGCCUCCACUUCCCCUGAAGACAGGACCCCUGACAGCGACCCUGAGCCAGAUGCUACCCCGUUCCAGGAAGGCGCAGUCACCGUCGACCAGCCGGAUGCUGUGUCUAGUUUGCCCACACCUAGCGAUAUCUUGGUGUCCUACUCCACCUUCCCAGGUUUUGUCUCCUGGAGGGAUACCAAGAGUGGCUCCUGGUACAUCGAGACCCUGGACAGCAUUUUUGAGCAGUGGGCUCACUGCGAGGACCUUCAGACACUCUUGCUCAGGGUUGCUAAUGCUGUUUCAGUGAAAGGAGUUUACAAACAGAUUCCUGGCUGUUUUAAUUUCCUCCGGAAAAAACUUUUCUUUAAAACGUAA
This is a messenger RNA of Lipotes vexillifer (Yangtze River dolphin), 1359 nucleotides long. It is a transcript of the gene CASP9, whose product is annotated as caspase 9. Gene Ontology annotation, molecular function: cysteine-type endopeptidase activity. NCBI's taxonomy places the organism in Eukaryota, Metazoa, Chordata, Mammalia, Artiodactyla, Lipotidae. The transcript has 9 exons. The record is from RefSeq and is a predicted model, not a curated record. Bases 1 to 1359 code for a protein of 452 amino acids. Gene Ontology annotation, biological process: regulation of apoptotic process; proteolysis.